CUUCUAGAAUGUCCCCUGACCUCGUCAUGCCUCUGCUUUGGACUGCUUUGCCUUAAAGCGUUUGAGGGAUUCCUCCUUACUGUGCAGGUCACUCCCUUCAAAAGGUAGUGGAAAUAAAUUUGAAUAAACAAAACAGGUUUGCUGAAAAUAAAACCAGGACUCCUAAACUGCUCCAGCCAGCCUAUUUCCACAGGGCCCUGCCUGUCAGCCUGUACAGCACCUCGGCUGGGAGAGCAGCAUCUGGCAUCCGGCAUGUACCAGGUGGUUGCCUUCUUAGCAAUAGUCAUGGGAACCCACACCGUCAGUUUGCCGCUUCAGAAGGACUGCACCCACUGGCCCAGCUGCUGCCCCAACAAAAUUCAGGACCCCACUGAGGAGUGGCUGAAGUGGAACACUGUGUUCAUGCCUCCCCCAGAGACCGCUAGCCUCACCCAUCACCCAGAAUCCUGCAGGGCCAGCGAGGACGGAUCCCUCAACAGCAGGUCCAUCUCCCCCUGGAGAUACGAGUUGGACAGGGACUUGAACCGGCUCCCCCAGGACCUGUACCACGCCCGCUGCCUGUGUCCACACUGUGUCAGCCUACACACAGGCUCCCACAUGGACCCCCGGGGCAAUUCAGAGCUGCUCUACCACAACCAGACCGUCUUCUACCGGCGACCGUGCCCUGGAGAACAGGGCACCCAAGGUGGCUACUGCCUAGAACGCAGGCUCUACCGCGUCUCCUUGGCUUGUGUGUGUGUGCGGCCCCGUGUGAUGGCCUAGUCAUGCUGCCCGUGGCUGGUCCCCUGUCAGAACACUGGAGCUGGGUGUACAACUAAUUACCUGCCUCACUGAACCGGACGCCGAGGGCUCAGCCCCUCCAAAGCAGCACCCGGAGCAGCAGGACUGUGGGACAGGAUGGGGCCUUUGCGGGGGUCUGCACUUUGCACUUUUUGGAGUGGACAGAAAAUGCAGGGUAAAGUGAAGGGAGCAGCAGUUGCUUGUGGCCGAUGGAAGCUGGUGUGCUGGCACUUCCUCUCAGAAACGUCUUCAAAGCUCUGCCCAUUGUUGGAGGCCACCACUCUGCCUCUUCCUUUCCUCCCAGCCCCAGCUGACCUGGUGCAGCAUAGGCACUUUCUUGACAUUUUACCCCUUGCCAACAGAGAGCCCCUCAUUCCAUUUCUUUGUUCAUUCAUUCAUUCAUUCAUUCAUUCAUUCAUCAAACAGUCAGUGAGCAUCUACUUUGCACACAUCCUGGUGUAGU
This is a messenger RNA of Rhinolophus ferrumequinum (greater horseshoe bat), 1243 nucleotides long. It is a transcript of the gene IL25, whose product is annotated as interleukin 25. Gene Ontology annotation, molecular function: cytokine activity. The record is from RefSeq and is a predicted model, not a curated record. Lineage: Eukaryota; Metazoa; Chordata; Mammalia; Chiroptera; Rhinolophidae. Gene Ontology annotation, cellular component: extracellular region. The transcript is spliced from 4 exons. The coding region runs from base 253 to 762 and encodes 169 amino acids.